ACUUCGCUUCGCACUAUAUAAUUAUAACAAAGAAAUUUCAACCAAAGAAAUUUGCACUUCAUAUUAUUGCAAACUAUCACAAUACAAUUGUUAAUGUGUGUUUCUUCAACAAUAUAAGAUUAACUAUUAAUUAAUUAUAAUGAAGGAAAAAAUGGCGACAGAGAUAUCAUUUCAUUUGGUAUUUACAUUGGUGGUGUUGUCACACUAUUCAGUUUUGUGUGAAGAAGAUCCAUGGCAAAGUUUAAUAGACCAAGCCAAACAAUCUGGUAUCCCUCAAGAUACAUUGAAUGAAGCUCAAAGUGUUUUGGAAGAUGAAGCUAUUGAACAAGUUGCUAUAGAAGCUUUGGGUGAUGGGCCUAAUUCCUUGGUUGGAUGGGUAGAAGAAGCGGACGGUGAGGAAACAAACAGAGGAAAUCAAGCACCAGUAGAAGCACCAGCAAAUUUACCUGAUGAUGAAGAGGAUGAAGUGGAGUCACCAGAGAAUUCACCAACAGAAUCACCAAAUUUUGCUCCAAUUGAAGCACCUGAAUUGACACCAACAAAUGCACCUAUUGAUCCUCCUGUAUUGUCACCAACAAAUAUAGCAAGAAAAUUUGCAUCCUUAAAAGCACCAACCAAUGCACCUUUAAGGGCACCAUCACCUGCACCCAAUGCAGCAUCACCUAAAGCAUGAGAUAAAUAUUUGUUUAUUUAGUUAUACAUUAAUGUGUUAUAUAUGUGUAUACUUAAUUAGUGUCGUGUAGAUUAAGCCUUUACAGUAAAUUAUUAUGUCCAAUAUUUUUUCACAAACGCUUACUUUAUAAUUAAAAUAACAAUGUGUGAAAUCCAACAAA
Molecule: messenger RNA, 833 nt
Organism: Cicer arietinum (chickpea)
Lineage: Eukaryota; Viridiplantae; Streptophyta; Magnoliopsida; Fabales; Fabaceae
Source: RefSeq, a predicted model, not a curated record